Messenger RNA from Moneuplotes crassus, 1531 nucleotides. The record is from the annotation of a GenBank genome assembly. NCBI's taxonomy places the organism in Eukaryota, Ciliophora, Spirotrichea, Euplotida, Euplotidae.
CCAAAAUGAAUAAACUUUGGUGCCCCUGCUCAGCAGAAUGAGGAAGAGAAGCUAUUUAUUAUAAGGGAAUUGGCCAAGGAUCAGAUGAAGAGGUCUAUUGAGAACAAUGAAAGGAUGUUUAUUUGAAAGGAGAGCAGUGAGUUAGGUAUCCUAGUGCCAAGGAGUUUGAGAUUUUGAUCAGGAAGUGAUCGCAUAGACUACGAGACAUGAUGGAGUACUGUCAGAAGCACUAUCCCAAGAACAGACUUUCCAAGGUCCACAAGUCAUUUCAGGAGUAUAAUGAGACACUUGUGAAAAUUCAGAAUGAGCUUCAGCAAGCUUAUAGAGAAAGCUCAUGGGGAGACCUUCCAGAGUGCCAUCAAGAUGUUUUGGAUGUGCUAGGGUUCAUUAGGACUGAUGAUAGCUGGCUGGGAUACCUUGAUCAUAAAGAAGAGGCUGAGAUUGAUGCGCAAAUUAGAGGCAUAAAAGUAAAUAAUAAGAUCACAAGAUGCAACUGAAAUAGCAAAGCUGAGCUUGAGAAAGCGAUGAGGGAGAUAAAUCGUCUCAAACAAGCUUUAUCACUUCUUGAAAGAGAGAACAAGAGAAAGCAAGAAAUAGUUCCAAAGAAAGAGCCGCCUAAGAGAACAAGGAAGAUUAAGAAGGCAAGAGCACCUUCAUAUAAUUUUGAAGAGGAGAAGGAGUCAAGUCCUUUCAUCAAUGUGUAUAACUCCUGAAAGAAGAAUAAAGAAAUGAACAAAAGAGAUAGCAUGUGGUCGAUAUUAGAACAGCAAGAAGAAAUGGUCGAGUCUGUAGGAAUGACAUAUAAGAAGGCGAACAAAAUUCUGAGGAAGUAUUUUAAAACUGAGGUUAUCAGUGAUCGUACUUACCAGCUUGAGCUCAAUCUAAACUUGCGAAAAUCGAUUUCAUUCCUUCAGGAUUGAAAAAAUUCAGCGCUCCCUAGUGGGUCAAAGAUCUCCUUAUUGAAUGUUCCUGACAGGAGUGAAGUUGUUUCAGGAUUUUUAGAAAGCUCAAUGCCUUCAUCUCUGGAGUCGUUUGAAUUCAACACCUCAACUAUCAGCACAGGAAAGAUCAAGAAUAUUAUGUAUUAUUCAAAUUCUCUUGCAAAGGCUUUACAAAAUGUAACUAGGAAUAUUCGACUCUUUAAUUUGGAGAUUGGAUCUCAGCAAUUUGCUAAUCUAAUUCCAGCAUGAAAGAAUGCAUAUUUUAUUGAAUUUAAUCAAUGCAACCUCAAUAUUAUACAUGAACCAGAUAUCAAAGGAAUAAUCCAUCCAAAGUUUCGAGAACUAAGUUUUAAUGGUUGAGGAAAUCAAAAGCUAGGCAAAUGGAAACACUUCCCUCAAAAAUUCGAAAUGAUCAUUUCUGGAUUAUCUAAAAUCAAUAACAUGCAAAGGACCCUCGACUCCAUCUACAUAACCGAUUGAGGACUCACAGAGGCUAAAACCCGCUCCAUUCUAUCCAUCUACGGUUUUGAGAACACCAUAAUCCUCGAAAAUACCUAAAACUUCAACUUCUCACAACCCUCUAACUCUGC